GGACAUGAACGUUUUAAAAUAUCUCAACUGAAACUUCUCGAAUCUUCACUUCUCUCCUCGAAGAGCCUCGAUUCCUCCAUAUCCUAUAAAAAUCCCCUCUCACGCAUCCUUCUUCACCAAAAGCGUAAAAACAAAAACAGAACACAAAAAGCCCUUUCUUCAAGCGAGAAAAGAAAAUCCAAAGCCGUUCGAUUCUCGAGAAAAUCACUUUCUCAUUCAUGAUGGAAAGUCCGUUCUUCAGCAGCCAUUGGAGCAAUUUCCAGCCGCGUCCUCGCUACUCCCCGAGCGUGAGAGAAGUUCCUGUCUGUCGUCCGGCGGCAAGGCCGUCGUCGUCUCCGGAGGUGGUUUCGAUCCCCGUACACUUCGUCGGAUCGGAGACGAGCAGGUCCGACUCUGCGUUGAAGAUCCAGAAGGUUUUCAGAGGGUUCCUGGUGAGAAAGAGCGUGAAGAAGAUCGCGGCGAUCAGAGAAGAGGUCGAUGCGGUUGAGAGGAAGAUCUCCAGGAGAGAGACUGUGGAAUCGAUUCGGAGAGACGCGAAGGAGCGGUUGAGGAUCAAUGAGACGCUGAUGAACUUACUUCUCAGGUUGGACUCUGUGAGAGGGGUGGAUUCUGGGGUUAGGGAUUUCCGGAAGGCGGUGAUCAAGAAGGCGAUCGCGUUGCAAGAGAGAAUUGAUGCAAUCGUCGCCGGCGAUCAAGCGACUUCGGAUGUCGCGAACGAGGAAUCCAUCUCUAAAUCUGCUGAUCAAGCUGCGGAGACCAAGGAUUCAGGUGUGUCUUCUGGAGGCGAUGAUGAUAAGGCUGAGGAUCGUGCCCUAGAAUCGGAACCUAAAGUCUCUGCGGUUGAUAGAUCUGCUGAAUUAUGUGCCGAUUGUUCGAAUUCCUCUGAAAUUGAGUUGGAUCAAACCCUAGAAAAAGAGGACGAUGCCACUGUUUUCGCAGAAUACUCCAACUCGGAGCAGCAGAAUCGCGACGUGCCUAUGCCUAAUUCGACCAUGGCAGAAGAGGAAGCUACAGACGAAACUCCAAAUUUGGUACAAACUGAUGAAGUUGCUGUUGAAGAUGAGGAGAAAGUAGAAGAUUCAGCCAUUGCCGAAAACAAAGAAACUACAGUGGAAAACAUGGAGGGAAGUGUAGAAACGAGUAGUGGUGACAGCGAGAACAGUCAGUCCGGAUCCUCUGCGAAUUCUCGGAGUUCGAUUGGAGGCGACACUGCGAUGAAGGAAGAAGAAGAGGAUGGGAUGGAGAUUGUGCAAAAACCUGAAAGAAACGACGAAGAAAAUUGGGGUCAUCAGCGGAGGAGCAGAGAGCUUCUGGAGAAGAUGAUGGAGGACAAUGAGAAGAUGAUGGGGCUGAUGGCGGAUCUGUUUGAGAGGAAUUACACGCAAAUGCAGUUGCUGAACUCGCUGUCGCAGAGGGUGGAGCAGCUGGAGAGAGCUUUUGUGAGCGACAAGCUCAGGAAGAAAAAGAAGAAGAGAGCUGCUGUUGAUUGCUCUGGAAAAUGCCCGAAUGCUGCUAAGAAGUGUGGGAACAGAUAGUCAGAAGAGGAGUCGAGUCAAAGCUUGUGUGAGCUCUCUAAACUGAUUUGUUAAGAUUUGGUCAUUGUUUACAAUAUAGGAUACUUGUGUUUGAUCAUUGGCAUUGCUGGAAAGGUUGCUAGAAACUCUUGUGAUGAUUUUUCUCUGUUUCAUCUACAAAUUGGAUGAUGUGAAUGAAUGUGAGAUUCACUUGCCUUAAUAAUGGAAGCUGCUCAAUUUUGUCAAAACUUCCUAUUGCAGAAUUACUAUUAGUGGCACGUUCUGUUUUCAAAUGGGUAACAACUAGCAACAAUGAAACUGGGAAAUCUUUUUGCAAAAUAUAAUGACACUGAGAAAUUCAAGGCCGCCACUGUCUACUUAAGGCUCUUAUGAAACUACGAAAUCAAACAAUUUCUAAACUUACAUAAUGCUGAAAUGGUUAUGAGGACCCUUUGAAAAAGAAAGGACUUGAAGCUAGAAAGGAUUUGGGCGAAUGUUUUUCUUGAACUUUUCGUGAUUUGACACUUUUGUCUAGGAUUUUGUUUGCCUGGUAAUAUAUGUUGUAACCUCUAAACUGAAUGUAAAGAUUUGGUUAUUUUAUUGGAUAUAGGAUCCAUUUGUUUGCUGCUAAUUUGCUUAGAAGGUUUAUACAAAAUCACGUAAUGAAUAUGAGAUCGCCCUUUUGUAAUGGAAGCUAUUUGCCACACAAAAAAAAAAAAAAAAAAAAAAAAAAAAAAAACUCAAUAAUGGAAGCUGUUCAGUUUUACCAUUUGUAAGGAUAUGUG
Molecule: messenger RNA, 2299 nt
Organism: Morus notabilis
Lineage: Eukaryota; Viridiplantae; Streptophyta; Magnoliopsida; Rosales; Moraceae
Product: BAG family molecular chaperone regulator 6
Exons: 1
Coding region: 219-1535 (438 amino acids)
Biological process (GO): protein folding
Cellular component (GO): plasmodesma
Molecular function (GO): protein-folding chaperone binding
Source: RefSeq, a predicted model, not a curated record